This is a messenger RNA of Colletotrichum lupini, 375 nucleotides long. RefSeq lists its product as uncharacterized. The coding region runs from base 1 to 375 and encodes 124 amino acids. NCBI's taxonomy places the organism in Eukaryota, Fungi, Ascomycota, Sordariomycetes, Glomerellales, Glomerellaceae. The transcript has a single exon. The record is from RefSeq and is a predicted model, not a curated record.
AUGGAACCCCGCGUCGAAGUAUCGCAGUCCUCUCGCGACGCUCUGAUGAGAACUCGGCUUCACUAUCAAAGCACCCAGAAGGAGCUUCAGCACUUGCAAGUAUCAAUCUCCGAUACCAUGAAGGCGUACGAAAAGGUUGUCAAGGACAAGGGAAUGAAGACCGAAGCAAUCAACAAGCUUCAGACAGCCAACAACAAGCCAGUGGGAGGCCAUUGUCAAUUUAAUAAGAAGGGAUUCGAUUCCGGAAUCCAGCUCAUUGCUGAUAACUAUGCUGCGAUUAUGCAAGGAGGAAACGGCGAAGUGCCUGGCAUUGGGAAUGUACUGAAGGGUGUAUCCGGCCAGGAACUGAAGUUUUCGGAUGGUGGUGCCCCUUGA